AUGAAGACUAUGUCAGUUCUGUUGGUGUCUCUGGGUCGCAUGUUCAGAAUGAUAGCCAUGAAGAGUGAAAGACAUCAUUCCCCAAGUGUCCUACUUUAUGUAGACAGCCAGAGUAGGGUGGAUGAAGAGCAGAUUGACAGGCUGGGAACUGAAGCUGAGGGUGACCCUGGUUCUGAGCUGACGGGACAGACUGCGAUCUGGGCUGAGCUGAGGGCAUCGGAGAGACAUGAUUGUGGAGCAGGGAGUGGAGCUGAGGUUCACGGAGACCAGAGUGACAGCUGCUGAGAGCCACGUGAACCAAGUUAAGAGAGAGAUUGAAGGUGAGCUGAGAAAAGAGACAUGUUUAUGUAGUAUAUACAGUAUGUACACUGAGUGGACAAAACAUUAAGUACACCUUCCUAAAAUGGAAUUGCACCCCCCCUUUAGCCCUCAGAACUUCCUCAAUUCGCCAGGGCAUGGACUCUACAAGGUGUCGAAAGUGUUCCACAGGGAUGCUGGCCCAUGUUAACUCCAAUGCUUCCCACAGUUGUGUCAAGUUGGCUGGAUGUCCUUUGGGUGGAGGGCCAUUCUUGAUACACACAGGAAAGUGUUGAGCGUGAAAAACCCAGCAGUGUUGCUGUUCUUGACACACUCAAACCGGUGCGCCUGGCACCUACUACCAUAUCACGUUCAAAGGCACUUCAAUAUUUUGUCUUGCCCAUUCACCCUCUGAAUGGCACAAAUACACAAUCCAUGUCUCAAUUGUCUCAAGGCUUAAACAUCCUACUUUAACCUGUCUCCUCCCCUUCAUCUACAUUGAUUGAAGUGGAUUUAACAAAAUACAUCAAUUAGGGAUUAUAGCUUUCACCUGGAUUCACCUGGUCAUGGAAAGAGCAGGUGCUCCUAAAGUUUUGUACAGUCAAUGUAUAUGCACUUUAGCAGUUGCUUUAUCCAAAGCGACUUACAAUAGUGUGCUCAUACAUUUCUGUAUGGGUGAAUUUAGAUUAGUUUAGAUUUAUCCAUCUCUUGUGGACCGACUACGUAACAUAUUCAAGCAUCUGACGCAAUUGCGUAAUAUUUUGGUUCUGGGUGUCCGAGAUUAGAAUAACAGUAACAACAAUAUCUUGUUCUUGUCAUUUCAGCUCAAGCAGACAAGCUGAUGGACAUAGAGGCCAAGAUGGCAGCUGCUGAGAACCACGUGGAAAAACUGCAGACAGAGAAUGAAGGUAAUUCAUGAUACAUUAGAUUAGAUAAUCAGGCAACAGUAGAAUGAGCAUUUAUUUGUAAUCUUAUAUUAACCAUAUUUUAAUACAUUUGUCAUUUUAGCACGAGCUGACAGACAUGGGAGCCAGAAUGAAAGCUGCUGAAAGUUGGGUGGAGGAACUGCAGAGGGUGAAUGAGGUAAACAAUGUCAAUCAAAUACAAAACAGAUACAACUAACCACAAGAAACAUGUACAUUUCUAAUUAGAUUUUUUGCAAAAGCACAAAUGAUGUUUGGCCAUCUCAAUGCUGGCUGUGAUACAUUAAGAGGACCACAAUGGAAAUAAGCCUACGGCCUUUAUUGUGUUUUUAUCUUCAAACAUUUUAAUGAAUGUAUUGUUGUCUCCUCCUGGAGAAACCAAAUACUUUUAAUUAUCAAAUAAAUCAAACAUUUAAGCAGACAGUCUUAUCCAGAUCGACUUACAGGAGCAAUUAGGGUUACGUGACAUGCUCAAGGGCACAUUGACAGAUUUUUCAUCUAGUCGGCUCUGGGAUUUGAAGCAGCGCCCUUUCAAUUACCUCUCGGUUACCUGCUGUUGACAAUAAAUGAAUUCCUGUUUUCUUUAGUCCAAGCAGCGGAGCUGCGUUCAAUGAGAGAAAAUGUGAAUACCACAGAGAGCCAGGUAGAGGAACUCAAAGUAACUGUCCAAUGAAAAUCUCACUUUUAAAAGUUCAUACUCUGUUAACACAUACCCAAAUAAUUUUGUUGACUCAUCUUAUACUCAUAUUUGUGGCCAAAGCAUAAAUUUUGAGAAAAAACACUUCUAAAACCCCACCUCAAACUUGUAUCUCAAACAGACUGUUUAAAAAAAUGCUUGCUGUUUCCUCAUAGUGGAUGAUGUCAUCCUCCUGAGGAAGAUGAGCUGGCCAAUCAGUGGUCUACUCUCAUGAAUAUUUUUAAUGACCGGUAUAAACCCACACCAUUGUGUUGUUGGGGUACACCCACACCAUUCCAACACAGAAAAGCUGCUUUAUAACAUACUUAAUUACCAUUUUUGGGAAGGAAAAUGAUUUCACUCAUAUUGUAAUUAAUUAUAGGUCAUAUUUCAUAGAAAUCUGGAAACACUGUACAGUUACUUGAAGACAGACAGUGACAGUAAGUAAACUCACAUGGAUAUAACAUGUUUUCUUCUCUCUUAGUUUUGGGAGAUUAUAACUUGACUAAUUGCUCUGCUAUAAAUGUAAUUUCAGCUCAAACUGCAGAGCUGGGUGUCACUAAGGUCAAGCUAAACUCUGUGGAGGCCAGAUUUACAGCCUGUGAGAGCCAAGUGGAUGAACUUGAGAGAGAGAAGGAAGGUAAAAUGCAGACUGGGGAGUAAGCCAUGUGCAGUGCAGUGAUUAAGCAAUCAUGGGAGUUCAGGGCUAAAAAACAGUUUAUUACUUGGUUUUAGCACAAGCUGAGAGGUCUGUCUGUCAGGUCAAACAUCAAAUAGAAUCAGGUGGCUGAACAGAAGACUGUGGUGGUGAGGCUGGAAUCAUCAGUAGAGGCUUAAUGUCUGAUGGUAAAUUAUGAUUGCGCUGGAAAGUGUGUGAAUGGUGAGUGUGUGAGCAUAAAAAGUGUAAGAGUGAUAGGGGGGGCUGUGUUUUUGCAUAUGUGUGUGUAUGUGUGUACAUGUGUGUUGAUUCUAAUUUCUUUGAAAACCAACUUGUGUUGCAGGAGGGAAGGUGGCAUUCUCUGCUUCACUUUUGGUAUCUGGUCACAGAAACACAGGACCUCAUGACUAUGAAACCAAACUGAUCUACAGAAACGCCUUCACAAACAUUGGCAAUCAUUACAACUCAGGCACAGGUACGGUAUUUAUGUUUUAUUUGUGGGUGGGGGUUCUAAUUCAAUCUUGUUCUGUUCCCAUUAUACUCUACAUAAUUGUCUAGUUUUCUGCUAACACUUGGUAACAACAAUGCCCACAGAAAAAUGCCAAUUGCCUAAACUGCAUUUAAUGUCAAUUUAAUGCUUUUGUGUGAAUUCUUAUUUCCCCAACAUCCAAUGACAGCCACUGAUACUCCUUGGUUUAAUGGACUGACUUUUCUCUUUCGAAAACACUUGACUUCACAGCACCAGUGAGAGGGGUUUACUAUUUCAGAUUUAUCGGCCAUUUUGUGACUGAAAGAAUGAUGGCAUUAAGGUUGUUUAAGAAUGACCAACCCAUUGUGAUUAAAGGUGAUCGUGCCUUCCUAAAGAUGUUGAGGAUAGUGCGUCCAAUGGUGUUGUUCUGCAUUUAGGAGUGGGAUAUGUGGUGUCAAUGAGGCUUAUGCUUGGAACCCACAUAUGGGAUGACCAAUAUCAAAGAACCACCUUCAGUAGCUUCCAAUUGGAGAAGAUUGUAGUACAGAGAAGAAAAUUGCACAGUGUCACACUAUAA
Messenger RNA from Coregonus sp. 'balchen', 3600 nucleotides. NCBI's taxonomy places the organism in Eukaryota, Metazoa, Chordata, Actinopteri, Salmoniformes, Salmonidae. The record is from the annotation of a GenBank genome assembly.